GUCGCGACGCGAAUAUAAACUUGCCGGAAUCGCACUGUUUCCAGGUGUUUCCCCCAAUACGUGUCGGCAAGCGCCCACCAAGGACCACGUUGGUAUCAAAGUCGGGAAGAAGCCCGUUUUAAGCCGAGCAGAGGGGCGUAAGGAAGGAAGUAUGCGGUUGAAGUCCGUGGACGGACCGCUGUCCAUUCAUAAUGGCAACAGCAACGACAUACUAAACUCCCCUAAACGGAUUAACACGCUACAGAACAGCAACGUAACAAAUUUCACUUCGAAUCUCACGACCACAACUGAAUAUGAGGACAUCACCGGACUCACACAACGCGAUAAUGAGACACUAAACAAUAUCAACAGCACCCAAGAGAAAGUGCAAUGGUGCAACCCUUCUCAAAGGACGAAGAAGCGAGAGCUAACCAACAACGCCAACAACAGAAACCAGUUGCUCAAUAUCAACAACACACUGGCUGCUUCCUUAAGGACCACGAGGCUCGGCACCGCCUCUUCCAUCUAUUCGGAGUCCUCGCCAGAUGAUAGUCUUCUAGACUUUGAGGACGUCCAUCAGAGCGUCUCGUCCGCCGACACGUCUCCCCAGGAUGAGGACCGCGGUUUCGAUAUUUCCGACUCCGACUCUUCCGAAGAGAGCAACUUGAGUAAUCGCGGCACAGCGACCCUCCAGCGCAGAGGCAUAGUGAACCCGAACUAUCCCGGCUUUCAGCACCUCGCUCACACACUCGAUUACAGCAUUAAAGCCUCGUCAGACACCGAUUUCACAGACGACGACUUCGAAUGCGAAUCACUAAACACCGCCAAAACCGACGUCAACAACAUCAACAACAACAAUGUGGAAGACACGGAUUAUCCAAUCGAUCACAUCGACAGCGUCAACCGACUAGACAGCGUCGAGAACAUCCAGAAGGUCUUCUACGACAAGCCGGUGUUCAACAUCCAGGAAGAAUGCGGCAACAGAAGCGACUCGGAAACGAGCGGAAACUCCAAUCAAACAAGCGACGAGGACACGGAAAUUAGCGUCGCGCAAAAACUCGAACUCAACAUCAAAACAGAGGAAAACCUCACGCCGAUCAUCGGCGAUUUCGGAAAAGAAGUCGAGCAGGAGUUUGGACGAAUCUCCCUCGAAAACCUCGAACAAGCCGUCGUUCAAGAACUCGACGACACAAUCGAGAAGUUGAACGACGCGAUCAACACGCAACUAUCCCCCAUCAAGUACAACAUCCAGCCAAAUUUCGCGGAACCAAAACUCGAACCCCAGCCUCUAGUCCUAAACGACACCAAAACCGUCAAACUAACAAACAUGCCUUUACUGACUGAAGCCAGACAAUCGGAGCCCGUGAUCAUGAAAACGAAAAUCUGCGACGCUUUCCUCUCAAACGCCCAGGAAGCGAUCGCGUCAAACCUCUUCGAAAAGGACUUGGACUACGCCCGGAAAGACUCCAACCGCGAGCUCGAAGAAAUCGAAUACCAAAUAAAAAAACUCAAGUCCGACAACAAGCACCUCCUCGACGAGCCCGAGAAGUUCAACAAGGAGGACAUCACGAAGGACUACAAGGAGAAGGACGACGACAGUGCGGUGCCCCGGAAGAAGGAAAAAAUCGACUAUUACGUGAAAAAACGAAAAGACUAUAAUCAACAGUUUGGCAGUUUGAUAACGUUCCCGAGGCGCGAAUGCGGCGCCAGAAACCGCGAUGUGCUCAAUAGGAGGUCGGUUCCGAUGGCUAGGGAGAAAAAACGGACCUCGCCGGAAGUUCUAGGCGGUUUCGACGUGUACAACAUCGAGACCGCAAUGCCCAAAAUCGACCUGGAGGCCAUCGAGUCCCACCUGCGAGCCGCUCGCGAGGAGGAACGAAGGAGACGGACCGACCGGGAAGAAAUCCGGCGCCGCCUGGCCAUGGGCUCAGAAGACGACUAUUACACGGACAGGCCCGGGCGGAAACCCAGCCUCCAGGCCCGGCUCCAGAGCGGCAUGAACCUGCAGAUCUGCUUCAUGAACGAGACUGUCUCCGACACCGAAAGCCCCAACUCGGAUAACGAGUGCCCCCUCACUAACCCCAAACAACCAAAGACUUGUCCAAAGACGUCCCCUGAGAAGACUCUGCCCCCGGCAAGGCCGGCCACCCUCUCGCUGGGCCAGCCCCUGCUCCAGCCCGUGACGCAACCCAUGACUGAGACUGAUUUCUUUGCCAGGCAAGCUAGGCUCCAGACGGAGGCCCGGAUGGCCCUGGCUCAGGCCAAGGAGAUGGCCAGGAUGCAGAUGGAGAUUGAGAGGCAGAGACAGAAGAAGAGUCCCAUCACGGAGAUGGUGAGGAAUAGUCUGGAGAAAGUCGGGAUUCCGUUCCCGGAGGAGAAGAGGAGGCUGUCGAGACAGAUUCUGACGGAGAUGAAUGUGGCGCAGCUUCAGGUCAUUGUCAAUGAUCUGCAUACGCAGAUUGAGACGCUCAACGAAAGUCUGGUCAAGUUUUUGAUGGAUAGGGACGAUCUGCAUAUGGAACAGGACUCGAUGCUUGUCGAUAUCGAGGAUCUGACGAGAUAUCUGGGGGCAAAGGAGCAGGUUUUCAAGGAGCAGACUUUGGCCCCGUCGAACAACAACAUCCCACCCCCUUCGCCAGCCCCGUCUUCGCCAUUGGCUGCUCUGAACAGCAGCGUAAAACCCCACUUACAUAGGAUAGCAAGCCUCGUUAAAAAAUAAAUAAAAUUAUUUAAUACUCCCGAAACUGUAAAUAGUUUUGACGGUUGAAUUUUGGCGCAGUGAGGCUUCAAGCGAGUUCAAGCUAAUACGUAAGAUUAUGGAACGUAGCGUUUUUAAAGGUAGCGUCUUUACUCAUGAUGUUAUUUUUGUAAUGAUUUGGUAGUUAAUUAUUUUUAUACUUUUGACAUAUCAAAGUAGUUCAUUUGGAAAGUUUCUCAUAUCGUCGCGUAAAUGUACAUACUUACUACAUAAUUUUAUGUAGAUGUUGAGCUUAUAACUGUAUAAUAUGGUUGUGUUCCUCAAAGUUUCAGAAAUAGUGUUACAAGCUAAUUGAAUUUAUGAUAAUAGAGACAAUAUCAACUUUGCAUGAACUGAUUUUUGUUAAAGUGGGUUACAUCAUGGGCUACUUCAGAGCGAAGUUUUAGAUGGAGUAGUCCACCAUGUAACGACUACGAAAUAUUUAAGAGCCAACUGAAUCUCAAGUUAUAUCACUAGUACUUAUUAGUUAUGAAUAUUGUGAAUUUCGAAAACUUGUGGUCCAGUUUGUUGUUCGGUCAUACCUACUCUUAGACACCAACUGUAAUAUAAAUUGACUGAAGCUUUUUCUGUACAUAUGAAAUUAAUGUAGAGUUAUGAACUUAUCUCUUUAAAUAAGGACGGCUUGGGAGAAGUUGAUGUUAAAAUAUUUUCGAAAGGGUAGUAAACUUGCCAUGUGUAGAUAUUCUAGGUUAUUUUAAGGAUAGCUUCAACCCUUAUUUAAGUAUUUUAAAUUAUUCUUGAUAAUUUUCUAUGCGAGUAUAUGUCAAUGUGCCAUAACGUUACGUUUGCACAGCACAUAUUCAUUUCCUUUGAAGACUGCACUUGUAUCCAAAGACAACUUAAUCUAAUGGAAAUUGUUUCUUGGUAUAAAGAAAUGAUCAUUAUCGAAUGUUAUUUAUUGUAAUACUAAAACUCAAUCAUUGUGAAUACAAAAAGCUUAAAUAAACUACUUGUAAAACAUCA
Messenger RNA from Tribolium castaneum (red flour beetle), 3700 nucleotides. It is a transcript of the gene Schip1, whose product is annotated as Schwannomin interacting protein 1. The transcript is spliced from 7 exons. The record is from RefSeq and is a predicted model, not a curated record. The coding region runs from base 152 to 2698 and encodes 848 amino acids. NCBI's taxonomy places the organism in Eukaryota, Metazoa, Arthropoda, Insecta, Coleoptera, Tenebrionidae. Gene Ontology annotation, cellular component: plasma membrane; cell junction. Gene Ontology annotation, biological process: positive regulation of hippo signaling.